GGCUGUCUUUGUCUUCCUCCUCCUCCUCGCUCCGAUGCUCUCCGACGUGGUCCCUCGUUCCGUCGCGCUCAACCCUUCCAUUGCUUGCAACUCCACCCUCGACCCCAAGUUUUGCAUUACCUUCCUCACGCGGCCGCGAGACUGCAGCCUCCACGAUUACGGCCGCUUCUCCCUGGCCAAGUCCCUCUCUAACGCCCGCAUGUUCCUCGACUUGGUCGACCUCUACCUCGCCCGCCGGUCGACCUUGUCCCCCACCGCCGUCAUGGCCCUCCAGGACUGCCGGCUCCUCUCUAGCCUCAACAUUGACUUCUUGACUACGGCAUCGGUCACGGUGAAUUACACCGACACGCUGCUCGGCCACCAGGCCGAGAAGCUGCAGACCCUGCUCUCCGCCCUGGUGACCAACCAAAAGACCUGCUCCGACGGCCUGAAAGCGGUUCCCAUUUCCGACGGCCUCGCGGUGCCCAUUUCCGACUGCACCAAGCUCUACAGCAUGUCCCUCGCGCUCUUCAACAAGGCUUGGGUCAUGCCCAACAAGACGAACAGGGGAAACCGCUCUGCCUCAGAAGUAACGCCGCACCGCAGAGGACUGCUCUUCCACGAGGCUCUCGUCGACGGCGAUCGCCGGCUGCCGCUGUGGAUCUCGGGCUCGAAGAGAGAGCUGCUCGAGAGGUGGAGGCGCCGUACCCAACGACUCCCGCAAGCCGGCACGGAUACCAUUCUAGUGCACAACAUUGUGCUGGUGAGCCAAGAUGGAAAGGGGGACUACACCAGCAUCACCGCCGCCGUCAACUCGGCACCAAGCAACCUCGACGGGACCACCGCCGGCUACUACUUGAUAUUCGUCGCCGCCGGAAUCUACCAGGAGUACGUCGUCGUCGGGCAGCGUAAAACGUACUUGAUGAUGAUCGGCGAAGGUAUCAACCAGACGGUGGUCACCGGAAACCAUAAUGUGGCCGACGGCCGGACUACCUUCAACAGCGCAACGUUUGCGGUGGUGGGGCAGGGGUUCGUGGCCAUGAACAUGACUUUCCGAAACACCGCCGGCCCGGCGAAGGGCCAGGCUGUCGCCGUCCGGAAUGGGGCCGACCUCUCCGCCUUCUACCUCUGCAGCUUCGAGGGCUACCAGGACACGCUCUACGCGCACUCGAUGCGGCAAUUCUACCGCGAGUGCGACAUCUACGGCACCGUCGACUACAUCUUCGGCGACGCGGCGGCGGUCUUCCAGCGAUGCAACGUCUACUCCCGGCUGCCUCUUCACGGGCAGGGCAAUACCAUCACCGCCCAGGGCCGGAGCGACCCCAACCAGAACACCGGCACCUCGAUGCAGUCUUGCAGGUUCCUCGCCGCGGCCGACCUCAAGGCGGCAGGCCACUCGACGAGGACGUACCUCGGCCGGCCGUGGCGGCUCUACUCGAGGACGGUGAUCAUGGAGUCGUUCAUCGACGCGUUGGUCGAUCCGGCAGGGUGGUUGCCGUGGAACGGCAGCUUCGCGUUGGCAACGUUGUACUAUGCGGAGUUCCGUAACUCGGGGCCCGGCGCUGGGACUGCCAGCCGGGUCAAAUGGCCGGGAUUUCAUGUGAUUAGGUCCGGCGAUGCGGACAAUUUCACGGCGAGCAAGUUCAUUCAGGGAGACAACUGGUUGUCACUGGCCGGAGUGCCUUAUGACAGAGGAUUAAAGCUUUAAUUAACAAAUUACUUGAAGAUUAAUUAAUAAUUAAAGAAGCUUUGAUCAGUCUAAUUAAACUUGAUUCAUUCGUAUUCUUUUGUUCUUGUUCACGUUGUGAAAGUCUGAUACAUAUUCUUAUCGAGCAGCGUGCAAUUUGAUGGAAGACGAAU
Zingiber officinale is the source of this 1839-nucleotide messenger RNA. Its product is annotated as pectinesterase-like. Gene Ontology annotation, biological process: cell wall modification. The coding region runs from base 35 to 1687 and encodes 550 amino acids. Gene Ontology annotation, molecular function: pectinesterase inhibitor activity; pectinesterase activity. The transcript has 2 exons. NCBI's taxonomy places the organism in Eukaryota, Viridiplantae, Streptophyta, Magnoliopsida, Zingiberales, Zingiberaceae. The record is from RefSeq and is a predicted model, not a curated record.